Molecule: messenger RNA, 7166 nt
Organism: Paramisgurnus dabryanus
Lineage: Eukaryota; Metazoa; Chordata; Actinopteri; Cypriniformes; Cobitidae
Source: RefSeq, a predicted model, not a curated record
AAGAAAAACAAGAGAAGAAGAACUCACGACGAGGAGAGUUAUGUUUGUGUUUGUUAUCUCUCUACGUUAAGCGAAGUUUUCUUACUGUUACGUUUUAAAAUCUAGAGAUUAUAUAAAUAUGUUUUCAGAUUAAUUUACGUCGGUGGUAAUGAAAGCGUUAUUGUUUAUAAUCCUCUUGAAGUAAUGUUUCUGUGUAAACAUUAAGAUGGUGAUGUAUGUGUGUUGAGGUGUUGAUGAUGAGAAAUGGGAUGAAUCUGAUGUAUUGUAAAUCAGUAGGAACUGAUCUGUCCAUUAUAGGUUACAUUUCUGACUGAUUUUAUUACAGAAAUCUCUUAGCUGAAGAAGAAAUAGGUGGCGUUAAUGGAGACAAAGCUGACUGAACAGAGAAGCGGUGUUUUCAAACAAGCAGAUUCAGAUUCUCAUCUAUGGUUACUUCAAUAUUGGGAGAAGCCCCACCCACAACUGGUGACGAUCUGCCUUAUUAUCAAAGAGUCCAUCAUUUUUGUACCUUCACUGUAGCAGUUGGAGUCUUACAAUGUCUGCAUCAAAGAGGAAUUACAAAUGUUGGGUCUUGGGAUGUACCAAUGAACAUCAGAGUCUCCAUAGACUGCCACAAUCUGAGUCAUUGAGGACUUCGUGGUUAGAUUUCAUUUUUUAUGGAAAUGUCCCAAAGAGAGUACCUAGAAACCUACACGUUUGUGCCAAUCAUUUUAUGCCGAACUGCUUCAAAAACGAGAGUCAGUUCAAUGCUGGAUUUUCAAACAGCUUGAUUCUGAAUAAUGAGUCAAUACCAACGCUUCGUUCUCAAACCUUCAAAUCAGAACAAGAUUUAUCUGGUGUCUCUGUCUGUGGUUUCACUGAUCAAACAUCUACAGAGCUUCUGGUUUCUGUCUGUAAGGAAGAAGAAGAGAAGAUAUCAGUAAAUCUGCUGGAGUGUGGGAUGGAGCUGAAACAAGAAAUCAAAGAAGAAGAAGAAGAACAGACAGAUAACGGGGAUCUGAUUUAUUCAGACCUGAAGGUGAAGUUGGAAAGUUUUCAAUCAAAUAACAUGGAGGAGAAACCUGAUCAUUUUAUACCUGGAGAAGAAUCUCUUGGCUGCUUAAAGACAGAGAUUUUGUCAGACGACGAUCCAUGUACAAGCUCUUGGUGUGGGAAAAUCAUCAGCUUUCAGUCUGACCUUAACGCACACAUGCAAAUUCACACUGGAGAAAAGCCUUACAGAUGUGACCAGUGUGAAAAGACCUUCACUCGUAAGUCCAGCCUUGAUAUGCACACAAGAAUUCACACUGGAGAAAAACCUUACAGUUGUGACCAGUGUGAACAAACCUUCACUUGUAAGUACAAGCUUAAAGUGCACGCAAGAAUUCACACUGGAGAAAAACCUUAUACUUGUGACCAGUGUGGAAAGAGCUUUACUUAUAAUUGCAGCCUUUAUGUGCACAGGAAAAGUCACACUAGAGGAAAGCCUUAUAGAUGUGACCAGUGUGGUAAGAGCUUUACUCAAAUGUCCAGCCUUAAGUUGCACAAGAGAGUUCACACUGGAGAAAAGGCUUACACAUGUGACCAAUGUGGACAGACCUUCGCCUGGAAGUCAGGCCUUAAAGUGCACAAGAAAAUUCACACUGGAGAAAAGGCGCACACAUGUGAUCAAUGUGGAAAGAGCUUUAUUCAAAAGUUUAGGCUUUGUGCGCACAAAAGAACUCACACAGGAGAAAAGCCUUACAGUUGUGGCUUGUGUGGACAAACCUUCUCUUGUAAGUCCACCCUUGAUGUGCACAUGAGAAUUCACACUGGAGAAAAACCUUACAGUUGUGACCAGUGUGGAAAGAGCUUCAUUUGUAGGUCCAGCCUUUCUGUGCACAUGAGAACUCACACUAAAGAAAAGCCUUAUGCAUGUGUCCUGUGCGGUAAGAGCUUUACUAAAAUGUGCAGCCUUAAGAUGCACAAGAUAAUUCACACUGGAGAAAAGCCUUACAGUUGUGACCAGUGUGAAAAGAGCUUCACUUGGAAGUCCUGCCUUAAUAUGCACAUGAGAAUUCACACUGGAGAAAAACCUUACAGUUGUGACCAGUGUGAAAAGAGCUUUACUCAAAAGUCCAGUCUUAAUAUGCACAAGAUGACUCACACUGGAGAAAGGCCUUACAGUUGUGAGCAGUGUGGAAAUAGCUACACUUGUAAGUCGAGGCUUGAUGUGCACAGGAGAAUUCACACUGGAGAAAAGCCUUACAGAUGUGAGCAGUUCGGUAAGAGCUUCACUCAUAUAAACAGGCUUAAGACGCACAGGAGAAUUCACACUGGAGAAAAAGCACACAACCGGAGCAGUGGACAGCUAUUACUGCAGAGCCCAGGAAGCAACGAGGGACCGACUGGUCUCGGUCUUGACUCCAACUCUACUCUCUCUGGACUCGGUCUUGACUGGGACUUGAAUGAGCUGGUCUCGAAUACAACACUGUUUCAAGUCGUCAGGACAGAAGGAACACAGAGUCCAUCAUUGUUGUAUUUUUGCUAUACCAGCUGGAGUCUUACAAUGUAUUUGCCAAAGAGGAAUUUCAUGUGUUUUGUUUUGGGAUGUACCAAUGAACACCAGAGGCUUUAUAGACUCCCACAAUCUAAAUCACUGAAGACAUUGUGGUUAGAUUUCAUUUUUGAUGGAAAUGUCCCGAAGAGAGUACCUAGAACGUUAUAUGUUUGUGCCAAUCAUUUUACGCCCGACUGCUUCAAAAACGAUGGUCAGGUCAACGCUGGUUUUUCAACCAGCUUGAUUCUGAAAAAUGAGUCAAUACCAACGCUUCGUUCUCAAACCUUUAAAUCAGAACAAGAUGCUCCUGGUGUCUCUGACUGUGGCAUCACUGAUCAAACAUCUACAGAGCUUCUGGUUUCUGUCUGUAAUGGAGAAGAAGAGAAGAAAUCAGUAAAUCUGUCAGACUGUGGGAUGGAGCUGAAACAAGAAAUCAAAGAAGAAGAAGAAGAACAGAUUGAUAAAGGGAAUUUGAUUUAUUCAGACCUGAAUGUGAAGUUGGAAAGUUUUCAAUCAAAUGACAUUGAGGAGAAACCUGAUCAUAUCAUACCUGGAGAAGAAUCUCUGAGCUGCUUGAAAACUGAGAUUUUGUCAGACGAUUCUUGUACGUGCUCUCUGUGUGGAAAUGUCUUCAAUAGUCAGUCCGACCUUAAUGCACACAUGCAAAUUCACACCGGAGAAAACCCUAACAGAUGUGAUGAAUGUGGAAAAAGCUUUACUCAAAAGUCAAGCCUUACUGUGCACAAGAGAAUUCACACCGGAGAAAACCCUAACAGAUGUGAUGAAUGUGGAAAAAGCUUUACUCAAAAGUCAAGCCUUACUGUGCACAAGAGAAUUCACACCGGAGAAAACCCUAACAGAUGUGAUGAAUGUGGAAAAAGCUUUACUCAAAAGUCAAGCCUUACUGUGCACAAGAGAAAACACACUGGAGAAAAGCCUUACAGUUGUGACCAGUGUGGACAGACCUUCACUCGUAAAUCUGGUCUUGAUACACACAUGCAAAUUCACACAGGAUUUAAGCCUUACAGAUGUUACCAGUGUGAACGGACCUUCACUUGUAAGGCCAGCCUUACUGUGCACAAGAGAAUUCACACUGGAGAAAAGCCUUACAGAUGUGACCAGUGUGGAAAAAGCUUUACUUUUAAGUCCAGCUUUACUGUGCACAAAAGAAUUCAUACUGGAGAAAAACCCUACAGAUGUGACCAGUGUGAACGGACCUUUACUUGUAAGCACAGCCUUGAUGGGCACAGGAGAAUUCACACUGGAGAAAAGCCUUACAGAUGUGACCAGUGUGGAAAAAGCUUCACUUUUAAGUCCAGCUUUAUUGUGCACAAAAUAAUUCAUGCUGGAGAAAAACCCUACAGAUGUGAACAGUGUAAAAAGAGCUUUACUCAAAUGUCCAGCCUUGCUAUGCACAGGAGAAUUCACACAGGAGAAAAGCCUUACAGUUGUGACCAGUGUGAACGGACCUUUACUUGUAAGUCCAGCCUUAAUUUGCACAUGAGAAUUCACACUGAAGAAAAGCCUUACCUGAAGGUGAGGUUGGAAAGUUUUCAAUCAAAUAACAUUGAGGAGAAACCUCUUCAUAUCAUACCUGGAGAAGAAUCUCUGAGCUGCUUGAAGACUGAGAAGAUUUUGUCAGACAACGAUUCUUGUACGUGCUCUUGUUGUGGAACAAUAUUCAGCUGUCAGUCCGACCUUAAUGCACACAUGCAAAUUCACAUGGAAAUAAAGCCUUACAGCUGUGACAAGUGUGGACAGAGCUUUACUCAAAUGUCCCACCUUACUGUACACAGGAAAAUUCACACUGGAAAAAUGCCUUACAGUUGUGACCAGUGUAAACAGACCUUCACUUAUAAUUCCCACCUUAGUGUGCACAGAAGGGUUCACACUGGAGAAAAGCCUUACACAUGUGAUGAAUGUGGAAAGAGCUUCACUUAUAAUUCAAGCCUUAUAAUGCACAAGAGAAUUCACACUGGAGAAAAGCCUUACAGUUGUGACCUGUGUGAACAGACCUUUACUCAUAAGUCGAAGCUUCAUGUGCACAGGAGAAUUCACACUGGAGAAAAUCCUUACAGUUGUGACCAGUGUGGACAAACUUUCACUCGUAAGUCCAGCCUUGAUGUUCAUAUGAGAAUUCACACUGGAGAAAAGCCAUACAGUUGUGAACAGUGUGGAAAGAGCUUCACUCAAAUUUCCUACCUUACUGUGCACAGGAGAAUUCACACUGGAGAAAAACCUUACAGUUGUGACCAGUGUGAACGGACCUUCACUCAUAAUUCCCACCUUAAUGUGCACAGGAGAAUUCACACUGGAGAAAAGCCUUACAGUUGUGACCAGUGUGAACAGACCUUCACUCAUAAUUCCCACCUUACUGCACACAAGAGAAUUCACACUGGAGAAAAGCCUUACAGUUGUGACCAGUGUGAAAAGAGAUUCAGUUGUAAGUACAGUCUUAAUAUGCACAGGAGAAUUCACACAGGAGAAAAGCCUUACAGUUGUGACCAGUGUGAACAGACCUUCGCCUAUAUGUCCAACCUUACUGUGCACAAAAGAAUUCACACUGGAGAAAAGCCUUACAGUUGUGAGCAGUGUGAACAGACCUUCACUAAUAAGUCCCAUCUUACUGUGCACAGAAGAAUUCACACUGGAGAAAAGCCUUAUAGUUGUGACCAUUGUGGACAAACCUUCACCCGUAAGCCCAGCCUUGAUGUGCACAGGAGAAUUCACACAGGAGAAAGUCCUUACAGAUGUGACCACUGUGGAAAGAGCUUCACUCGUAUAUCCAACCUAAGUUUGCACAAGAGAAUUCACACUGAAGAACAUGCACACAUCCCAAGCAGUGGGAAACUAUCACUGCAGCAAUUGAAUUUGCAACUCUCGGUUACAAGACCGACACACUAACCAUUAGGCCACGACUGCCUCCUACAACAGUCUCCACAGUGACACCAAGUGGUCGCUUGCAUGUGUUUGAUCUGUCGAUCUGAAACAAACUUGACAAUGAUUCAGACAACGUUGACAAAUUAUAAUUAUGUCAUAUGAGGUGUUCAACUCUCCACCUUCUAGCAGAGUUUGCUUCAGCCCACAUAAACCACAUCUGAACAAGUUAAUCACAAGGAAUCUUGAGGAAUAGGUGUGUUCAACUUUAUGGUGCACUGGGCAGACCGAUCGACAUUUGAUAUCAAAGUACAGCGAGCGAUUAAAAAGUAUACAGAGCAAUCAGUCUGGAUUAUUGGCUAAGCGCUUAAGUUUGACUGGCUUGGCAGAUAGUUAACAGGUUCCUUGAAGAAAGACUCAAAUGCCAAAUUUAGUUUUAAGUGUGAUUUACUUGAAAGAAGCACUGUAAAACCACCCAAGAGUUGCACUAUUUUCUGUGCCAUAACAAACAUGCCUUAAACAAAUUGGGGUGGUUCCCCGGACAGGGAUUAGCUUAAACCGAGUCUAGGCCUUAGUUAAAUUGAGAAAUAUAGCUAGUUUAAACAAACAUGCCUUACUAAAAACAUUACUUGUGUGCAUUUUGAUGCAAAACAAAGGGCACUGAUGUGUUUUAAGAUAGGUCAGUGCAGAAUGUUUUCAGUUUGGACAGCUCUUACACUUAUUUUAGUCUAGGACUAGUCUAAUCUCUGUCUGGGAAACCAACCCAUAGGGGUGGUUUCCCGGACAAGAAUUGGCUUAAACCAGGACUAGGCCUUAGUUUAAUUAGGAAAUAUAACUAGUUUUAACAAACAUGCCUUACUAAAAACAUUACUUGUGUGCAUCUUUAGGCACAACAAAGGGCACUGGUGUAUUUUAAGAUAUGUCAGUACAAGUUGUUUUGGGUUUGGACAGCUCUUACAUUUAUUUUAGUCUUGGACUAGUCUAAUCCCUGUCUGGGAGACAGCCCCUUAAAGUUAUAGCAGUUAGAAAAACCUAAUGAGCUAAGAGUCAGGUGCAACUAAAACAAACACUGAUCACCAUAAUGACGACUUUAAAUGAAACAUCCAACAAAAACUGUACAACAUGUAAAAUGCAAAUUUAGGUUUAAAACAGAGAUGAUGAUGGAGAGGAUAAAGUUACAGACUGCUUUUCCCUCUGGAUCAGUGUCACUUUGUAACACUUUAAGAUUGGGACGAUAUGUACACCAAGCAAUGUUCAUUUAUCUCUGGGGAUUUAGCUGUUAUUGUUUACCCAAAUGGUUCUUUAAGGCCAAUUUCCUGAAUAAAGAUAGCCCCUACCCGAAAAACACAGCAUGGGUGCACAGUGAGUGCCCGGGGAAAACAACUCUUUACGAUUCACAGUGGACUGCCCACCGAGACCACAUUUGGUUUUCAAUGUUUACACCUCCAGAAAGUCAGCCAUCAGUCUCCUCAUUCUCUGUAUACAUUUUAACAAUAAAAUGAGUAAACUUCACCUAAUGUUGGGAGUCACCUCCUACCUUAGACAUGUUGACCAAUCACCCACUGUGUGUGUAUAUUAGGCAACACCCCUGGUUUUACAAGAUAUCAUCAUUAUAUCAUUAUCACAAUUCUUUGUUCUCUUUGGAUAUUUAUGGAAAAUGGUAAAUAUUCAGGUAGGAUUUUCUGUAUUGGAAAUUCACCCCAUGAUGCUGUGUUUUGGUUAUUCUUUCUAAGUGUACAGAGGAAACUAUGGCAUGAUUAUAAAAAGCAAU